This is a messenger RNA of Sus scrofa (pig), 906 nucleotides long. NCBI's taxonomy places the organism in Eukaryota, Metazoa, Chordata, Mammalia, Artiodactyla, Suidae. The record is from RefSeq and is a predicted model, not a curated record.
AAGUGGGGGGAGAGAGAGACACACACAGAGUUCAAGUACCAGGAGCCUGAGCCUGGCUGGCUGUCCCAGGGCCUCCCCCAGAUGACGUGAGGAGUGGGCAUGCACAGAGGGGCUGGCAGGGGAGGGGCCCUCGGAUGUGUCUCCCCCGUGGCCUGCGCAUUGUCGCGGGAAGUUGGGUGAGCGGAACCAGCGUGCUCAGGCCGGGAUCGGCCCCUCCCUGGGCCCACUGCCUUCCUGCCUCCUCCUCCUCAUCGCCGCCCCGCGGUGCCCUGACAGUGCCGCCGGCCUGGGGGCCCCUCCCCCGACGCUCUUCACACCAUGCCCCACCUCUGCCCAUCCGAGGCCGGGGUCCCGGGCUCAGCCUCCCACAGAGAGCUGCUGGCGGGGUUUUGUGCAGCCGGAUGCCAUCCUGGGGUCAGCAGUGGCGGGCAAUGAGGAGGGGGGCUCGGCCCCGUGGGGCUGCUGCGGGGAGAAACAGCCACGUGGCAAGGCCCCUGCCAAGAUGCCUCCCCCGGGGGGCCCUCUCCCUCUCGGAUCAAGAGCCUCUCUCUAGAAGCAACCUUUCUCUCCAAGCCCCACUCAAACCUGCUCUCUGGGAUGGGGAUCAGACUGGCCUGGCACCAGCCCUGCCCUGCCAUCUCUGGGCUGACCCUGAGAAAGUCACAUCCCCUCUCUGGGUCUCGGUUUCCUCAUCCCCAAAAUGCGGCUAUUAACAUGCACAGGACCAUUUCUACGGUGGGUGUGAGGAGGAAAUGAGGUGCUGAAUGUCCUCUUCUCAGGGGCCUGGCACAUGCUGAGGCUCAAUGAACAGCUGGUGUCAUUACCACCAUCAUUACCACCAGCACCACCAUCUCCAUCCUCACUGACACCCCCAUCCUCAUCAUCCCCAUCCCCUCCAUCCUUACC